Canariomyces notabilis is the source of this 1002-nucleotide messenger RNA. RefSeq names its product HIT-like protein. The transcript has a single exon. Gene Ontology annotation, molecular function: catalytic activity. The coding region runs from base 142 to 987 and encodes 281 amino acids. Lineage: Eukaryota; Fungi; Ascomycota; Sordariomycetes; Sordariales; Chaetomiaceae. The record is from RefSeq and is a predicted model, not a curated record.
GGCUGCCUCACAAAUGAAAAGUGAGUACCUACCCUACCUAGAUAACCCAAUCGCCGUGUGACUUCCGCUCGUUGUUGGUGUUCUCUUGCCCCAAUCUUUGGCUGGUAGCAGGCAAGCUUGAAGACUGCAAGAUCAAGUGCCAUGACUCACAGAACCAAACCAACUCAAUUCAAUCCGGUCAGUUCCAUGCAUAAACAACUUUUAGAAUCCAGCAAGUCUCUGCUGUCUCAAGAACAUCGCUGUGGUUCUUUCAAUGACAGAGACCAGAUAAUCACACAUAGGUAUCAUACCUAUCGUACAGUACCCACCUUAUCCACACUGUCCCCUGGCCAACAGCUUCAAACCUCCCUGAGCCCGACCGGCGACCACCGACCCGAAGCAAAUAUCUCCGCGACACAAAGUCUGGUCAAAAUGCCAUCUACUGCGGCUCCAGUAUUCCGGUUUCAUACUUUCAUCGUCACACCACAAGUUUUUUAUCACACGACUCUGUCGUUCGCUUUCGUCAACAUUCGGCCUCUCCUCCCAGGCCAUGUCCUCGUCUCACCCAUACGCCCCGUCGCGCGCCUUUCAGAGCUAACCGAUGUCGAGGCCGCCGAUCUCUUCGUCACUGUCAAACGCGUUGGGCGGAUGCUGGAACGAGUCUACAAGGCCUCUGCUCUGACGAUUCCACUUCAAGAUGGCUUUGAUGCCGGCCAGAGCGUUCCCCACGUCCACAUCCACCUUCUGCCUCGGCAGCCCUCGGACCUCGACCACGAGGGCGGUCCCGAUGCUGUCUAUGACAGAUUGGAGAGCGAACACGGCGACAUCGGGAAACUCAUGUCUAUGCGUCAACGCCCACGCCAGCCCAAGGUUGACGAAGAGUCCAUACCCUUGAGAACGGCCGAGGAAAUGGCUGCUGAGGCCGACAUGCUCCGCGCAGAGAUGGCGAAGGAUAAGAGCCCGCAAUGGGUUCCGGUGCCGCCUCUUCAAGAUAGAACUUCAGAUUAGCAUCCAUGAUCUUAC